This is a messenger RNA of Loa loa (African eye worm), 177 nucleotides long. RefSeq lists its product as hypothetical. The transcript has a single exon. NCBI's taxonomy places the organism in Eukaryota, Metazoa, Nematoda, Chromadorea, Rhabditida, Onchocercidae. Bases 1 to 177 code for a protein of 58 amino acids. The record is from RefSeq and is a predicted model, not a curated record.
AUGGACGCUGUCACAAAGUCGUCACCAAAGGCUGCGAAAAAAUCAUCGCCAAUUUAUGCAAAAAAAGCGGUGGAAGAAAACAAUUUCAGUCGUGAAAAUCGAAUUCUUAGUCAAAUAAAGCGUAAAAUUGCCACUUAUCAGGUGGAAUUUGAUAAUAUUACAAAUUAUCAUUCAUAA